This is a messenger RNA of Ilex paraguariensis (yerba mate), 1263 nucleotides long. Lineage: Eukaryota; Viridiplantae; Streptophyta; Magnoliopsida; Aquifoliales; Aquifoliaceae. The record is from the annotation of a GenBank genome assembly.
AUGAAUAAAACAUCUUUCUGGUUUGUUGCUCACAUAAACACUAGUUUCUUGUUGUGUUUGGUUUUAGGGUUUCCUCAGAUUGGCAAUUCUGUGCGUCAUGGGAAUGUAACGGACCGGCUAGCAUUGAUUGCGUUUAAGGCCACAAUAGCUAAUGAUCCUUUAGGAGCUAUGAGCUCAUGGAACGAAUCCAUCCAUUUUUGCCAAUGGUAUGGAGUGACAUGUGGCCACCGCCACCAAAGGGUCAUUAAAUUGGACCUAAGUCAUCAAACGCUGUCUGGGAUUAUGUCUCCCCACAUUGGAAAUUUGAGCUUUCUCAGAAUACUGGUUCUGCGUAACAACAGCUUUCGUGGUGAAAUCCCUCCAGAACUUGGUCAUUUGCGAAGACUAGAACGUUUAUAUCUUCACAGGAAUUCAUUUAGGGGUGAAAUUCCUGCCAGCAUAUCUCGUUACUCUAACCUCAAAACUUUUGCCGCUUAUUUCAAUAAGUUGGUAGGGAAGAUCCCUAUGGAGCUUGGCUCUCUGUCUAAAUUGCAAUUGUUGGCCGUUAACAAAAACAAUCUGACAGGUAUAAUCCCUCCUUCUUUUGGGAACUUGUCAUCUCUUGUGCAACUUUUUUUGUAUUCUAACAAUCUUGUUGGGGGUAUCCCUAAAGAACUUGGACAAGUCACUAAACUGGAAAUAGUUGCAGUUGUUGCAGAAUUUCAGCUUCCAAAAUGCAAAUCUAGACGUUCUAAGAACAUCUUCUUGACUUUUACCUUUAAACUUGUAAUCUCUAUAGUUUCUGGGCUGCUAGGACUAACUCUUGCCCUGGGUUUUCUAUUCAUCUCUCGGUUUAGAAAAACCAACAAAAAAUCUUCAUCAGAUUUAAUAGGAAACUCACUCUUGAAAGUGUCUUAUCAAAGUCUCCUUCAAGCGACUAAUGGGUUCUCUACAACCAAUUUGAUUGGUAUGGGUAGCUUCGGGUCUGUGUAUAAAGGAAUUCUUGAUCCUGAUGGAACAAUUAUUGCUGUGAAGGUACUUAACCUAUCACAUCAUGGAGCUUCCAAGAGUUUCAUAGCAGAGUGUGAGACGUUGAGGAGUAUUAGACAUCGAAAUCUUGUGAAGGUGUUAACUGCAUGUUCGGGCAUUGAUUAUCGGGGCAAUGAUUUUAAAGCUCUGGUUUAUGAAUUCAUGGAAAAUGGCAGUCUAGAGGGGUAUCUACAUCCUAAUCAGAUUGAAGAUUUGGAAGUUAAACCUUCUUCAGAGAGUAAACAUUGGCAUUGA